Messenger RNA from Leptomonas pyrrhocoris, 2317 nucleotides. RefSeq lists its product as hypothetical. The transcript has a single exon. The record is from RefSeq and is a predicted model, not a curated record. NCBI's taxonomy places the organism in Eukaryota, Euglenozoa, Kinetoplastea, Trypanosomatida, Trypanosomatidae. Bases 512 to 2317 code for a protein of 601 amino acids.
GUGCCGAAGGCGGCUUGUCGUAGGAUCGGUGUUUUCAAAGAGCUCAACGGUGCGAAGGUAGUUUACCACAAUAUAUUUUAUUACUGAAUUUCAUUCCGCUUUGUUUGGAGUCAUGCGGUCGUCUCGGCUUCGUCGUUGGGGAUCGCGGAGGCUGCCUCCGCCUUCCAUGACGUCGCAUUGCUUUUCGCGAAGCCUUCGUUCUGCUGUGCUCGCACGAUCCCCUUCGUUGGCGUGCGUCGGGGUCCGUCGGCACACCUCCACCAUCCCUCCUCUUCACUCGUCUGCGCAGACGCGGCCUCCAUCGCCAUCACCGUCACCGUCACAGCAGCCGUCAGCGGAGAGGUGGGCCGCGGCGUUGCCGGAUGUUCCCUAUGGUUUCCCAAAAAGCUCCACAUCGUCCAGCAAGGGCAACAGCGCAGCCACAGUCACACACCCCUUCACCGCCGAGGAGAGCGGCGGGUUGCAGAAGGCGUGGCUGCAGCACCUUCCUCGUCAGCUCGCGACGUCGCAGAUGCGCGGGGGGCACUAUUUGCCCAAUAAGGAUGACUUCUGGCGGAGUCCGCCCUACGAAGCACUGCGUGAGAUCGUGCUGCGCACCGCCUACCACGACGCGCUGAAGAUCAUCAUGGAGCACGACUACACCUUUUUGUUUUCCGAUGUGAUGUGCAACGAGCAAGCCCCGAUGCCACACGUUGUGUACGAGGACUUUAUGAAGGUGCUAACCUUCUGUUCUCGUCAGCGACCGCCGGAGGAGCAGUUCGCGCUGCCGGACAACAUCCUGCGUGAUCUGCUGUGCUGGGCCGCCUACUAUUGCACACUCGACCCCUUCUACUUCACUUCCGCCUCGAUGUUUUUUCGCAAGGUGGAGCAGGAGCAGCAUCUGAGCCCGGCGCUGCACUCUGCUUGGGUGUACAUCUGCACGGCGGCCGGCAAGAUCGACGAGGCGCUAGCCUACGCGGUGUACAUGGAUCAACAUCGGAUCGACUUCGACCCGGCGGUUUUUGCCCUCAUGCUGCACCCCUCUCUCACCCCAGGUCAGCUGCAUCUCCGCCACGUCCCACAAACCGCGAAAGGGAUCGUGCUGCAGCGGCGGCUUUGCCAGGACAUGCAACAGCACCACAGCACCACACCGGUCGCGGUGCACGCCAUGUUCGUCUACCACGUGCUCACCCUUCGACACACGCGCAAGUGGGAGGUGCUGCGUGCGGCGGCAGAGUGGAGUCGCGCAGGACGCCAGCAGCACGACUCGCUGGAAAGGGCUCGUCGUGGUCGUUCGCCAGCGACUCGACGCACCGCUGACGCGGCAGUGGCGGGACCGGUCGUAUCUGCGGAGGUGAUGAGCCCACGCACGGUGCAGCUCGCCAUGGCGCUCUGCGGUCGCGAGAAGGCGGUCCGCUGGGGCCCCCGCACGACCAAGGCGAUGGUAUUCUUUAUGUUGUCCGUGACGUCGGCCGGCGCGACCACAGCAGAUGUCGUUUUCGUGCUCCUGCGCAUUCGACGCAACGAGCGGACCGCGCUGCUGGCCGGGCUGCCGCGUGCGGUGUUCAACGAGGCAGAGCAGGAGGAGCUGAUGGCAGUGGUGCGCCGACGUAGUCGUGUCGAUCCCGCCUGCGCCGUGGCGGCGCCGCUGCUUCGGGAGCUAUUUGCAGCGGGCAGCACCACCAGCAGCAGCAACUCUGAGGCGGCAGUGGAAGGCACCGCAUCGUUGCAGCAGCAGCACGGCAGUGAUGAUGGCAUUAUGCGUGCGUUGCAGGACCUGCAGAAGUUAUCGAUGUCCGCCGCUAACAGAAACGACGACGACAGCAGCCACACGCAAUACAUGAGCACUGCAAGGAGGAUCAGCUCAGAGCCCGUAUCUUCGGCCGGCGCCACGUAUGACGAGAUGAGGCGACGCGAGGAGGCAACACUCCUCGAAGACGACGCAGCGGUUUACCCGCUGACUUCCCCCCUUGCAUCGGGCGUACACGAGCUGUCGCUGCCUCAGCCGGCGGAUGUGGCCCGCGAGCUGCUGGAAGCGGUGAUGGCCUUGGACCGGGCGAGUACGCAACAGGACGCGGCAACGAACCUGAAAGCGGCGUCCUUCACGACAGCAGGCGCAGACACAUCGGCAAACUCAAACGUGGCCGCCGCAUCAUCAUCAUCAUCAUCAUCGCCACCGGGUGAGCAGCUUGCCGCGCUGCACGCGUCGUUGGAAGCGAUGGGCACGUCUGCCAGCCUCUCGACGUGGUCGGCGCAGCAAGUGGAGGAGGAGGCGGAGGAGGCACGCCUGCGGGCGCAGGUGAGCACGGCGUGGAUUGCACCGACCUACCGGCCUUGA